Molecule: messenger RNA, 2550 nt
Organism: Rhopilema esculentum
Lineage: Eukaryota; Metazoa; Cnidaria; Scyphozoa; Rhizostomeae; Rhizostomatidae
Source: RefSeq, a predicted model, not a curated record
UGUGGCUUUCUUAAAAUUUUCGUGAUUAUUUCGAUAGUAAUGUUUUUAAAAUGUUAUGCUCACAUUCGCUGAAAAUAGAUAUAUGCUAGCUUGAUUUCAAAUAAUUCAAGACCUGUUUGCUUUUAAACUGCUAGAAGACGAUGUUUAAUUUGCUGAGAAAGGCUGUCGUUGGGAGAACUCCAUCUCCUGAUUUUGAUAGAGAUAAUCUUGUUAGAGAUGAGCACACGAAGAAAUUAUUGAAAGAAGAACUGGCUGCUACAAUAAAACGACUACAAAGAACUCAUAUAAACAAAGAUCAUGUAAUUGACAGGAAUGAAGAAGAUGCAGUCUUUGUUUGCUCCAUUCUUGAAGGAAUGUUUUUGCAUGGAUACAAAGAUAAAACUACUGGGUUAAGAGGCGUUUUACACACCGCAUCUGGAGUGGAGGACAUUAAAACAAUUUCUUUUUGGGAUAUCAUAAAUGAAAUAACGCAUAAUGACGUCAUAUCAGAAAUCAACAAUUUAGUGGUGAGCUCAAGGGUCGGAAUGUGCAGGGCUUGGAUUCGACUUGCUUUAAACGAUGGUCUAAUUGAAAGCUAUCUAGAUGCUGUGAAUAGAAACAGAGAAAACAUGAGACUAUACUACAGUUCAAACGCAUUUCUUAUGGACACUGAAGCUCUGCCAAUAGCAAUCGAACUUUUGCAAGGGCUGAUGGAAUUCCAGUUUCAGCUUAAUUACAACUCCUCAAAGCUAGAUGAGUGGUCUGAGGACUCUCUAAGACUCGCGGGUAUUAUCGUGGGAAAACGCAGAGAUACUGUGGAAAGUAACUCAAGUGGCUCCAUGGAUAGGCCGUUCCAAGGUCUGCUGGAGAGUCGUUUGCAGUCAGGCUCAUUUACAUAUUCGGAGCAAUCCCCAAAUCGGAGCAGGUCCUCUUCAGAUGUAGACACCAAAAGCGAACCUGGCAGACCACCCUCAAACUCGAUUACCACUACGGAAUCACUAGAAUCUGCCACCUCCGGGGAUACAAACACUGGUAUAAGCACACUUUCCUCGUCCUCUUAUGAGCAAUCAAGUAGUAUUGUGCAGACCGUGGGUAACAGGCUGUCACUUGGUGAAGACACGUGGAGCGGUUGGUCAUCAACUUUUGAGUCAGAUCCAGGCGAAGCACCGGAGACGCCAAAGAAUGACAAUACCGACACUUUUAACUCACUGACUGAUGGCUUGUCCUCAACUGAUGCCAUGCCAGACCAGCCCAGUUUCAAUUCAUUGCUGCAGACAUAUGGUGCUCCAACACCGUUAAUGGCCCAGACCCCGUUGCUGUACGAGAAAAAGAUGGAUUUCUCGAUUUCUUCCCCUAUAGAUGUGAAGCAACCAUGUCCAUUAUCUCCUUCAGAAGAUUCUAAUAUCCAUGACAUGAAUUAUGAGGUUGUGCCUCCAAGCUCAUCACUCAAAUCUGAGCACAAUGACGAGAGAACACAAUGCCUUCUGGACCACGUUACUGUUAUUGGUUUAGAAAGAGGGCUUGACAAACAGAGUUUUCAAUGCGCUGGCUGUGGAAGACCAAUUGGGCUAAUUUAUGGACCAUACAGAGUCUGCUAUUACGAUGGCGGCUAUUAUUGUAUAGAAUGUCAUGGAGACGAAGAGCACAUUAUUCCUGCCAAAAUAAUACACAACUGGGAUUUCAAGUCUUACAAAGUAACCAAGGUUACUAAAUCAUUCUUGAUGAAGAUUGAAGAAGAGCCUUUGUUUCACAUCGAUGAAGUCAACCCCACGCUGUACAAUGCUGUUCCAAGCCUGAAUGAGGUCAAGAUUUUAAGAAUCCAGUUGCAGCAUUUGAAGGGUUUCAUCCUAACAUGCAAGAAUGAUGUAGCUGAAGAUUUUCGAAAACGAUUAUGGCCAAGAGAAUACUUGUGCGAUGAUAUUCAUCAAUACUCGGCAUUGGACUUGGUUCAAGUUCACACUGGGCAACUUACCAACCAUCUACGAAAAAUUAUAUCCUUUUUCACGAAGCAUGUGUACAAGUGCACGCUUUGUAGUCAAAAGGGAUUCAUAUGCGAGCUCUGCAGUAGUGACAAGAUCAUUUAUCCGUUUGAAGUUCUUACAACUGUUCAGUGUCAUCGCUGUCAGUCUGUUUAUCAUAAGAAGUGCAGAAAGGAUAGGAGCUGCUCAAAGUGCCUUCGUCUACAGUUCAGAAGAAAGAACCAGGAGGAGAACAUGGAAGUCUAGAAUUUAUGGCUGCAUGAUUUGCUGCGAUGAGUAUAAGAAAAAUUAACCUGCACCAUAUAAGUCAGUUCUAACACGUGUGCCACCCGAACAGGAUGUGUUUGUGUAAUUGCUACUGUUAAUUGCAAUGUUUUUUUCCCGUGCAAACCAUUUCAACCACACCUAGCAAAAGGAUGAUUACAGUUCUAAGAUUUUAGCUGACAACGCACUAAGGACUGAUUGUUCCUUUGUUUUCGGAGCGUCAGUGUUAAAUAACUUAAAGAUUAAUAAACUUAAAGAUUUCAAAUUUUGACGGUUGUCACAUCUUUGGAGGUAACUUUUGUUGAAUAUGUUGAAUCUAAUAAAAGUA